Olea europaea var. sylvestris is the source of this 1437-nucleotide messenger RNA. RefSeq names its product BTB/POZ domain-containing protein At5g41330-like. Gene Ontology annotation, molecular function: protein binding. Lineage: Eukaryota; Viridiplantae; Streptophyta; Magnoliopsida; Lamiales; Oleaceae. The transcript has a single exon. The record is from RefSeq and is a predicted model, not a curated record. The annotation marks the transcript as partial. Gene Ontology annotation, biological process: protein homooligomerization.
GACCCUAUGGUUGGGACUCCUUUAGCAUAACCCAACUUUGAUCACCUUCUAGAACCUCCCCCCCUCGCUUCCCCCCGCCACCUACUGUACCACCUACUCCCAUUUUCCUAGCACUCCUUUAAAUAGCCAAACCUUUGAACUCCUUUUCCACCUCCAUGCACCUUUGAUUAGCUACAAAAAUGUUCUUGAACCUUCAAUUCUCGAUAAAAGUUUUGGUCUUGCCCUGAACUGCUUGGUUGAGUGGCCGCGUUUGUUUCUCUGAGAUUGUUUUAUUGAGAAUUCAUUAUUGGGUUUUAAUAUUCUUGAAGAACCCACCUCCCAAAUUUGAGCAGGUAUUGAUUUCUAGGGUAUUAUUAUUUAUUAAAGGAUUUCAAGGUUCUUGAGGAACUCACCUCCCAGAAAUUGAUUUCUAGGGCUCUUGAGAUUCUUUAUUUCGAAAUUGAUAUUAGAUUUUGGGCAUAAACAUUGGGGAUUUUGUUUUGGCAAAUUACAAGAAAAUGCCCCCUUUAGCAGGUUCAAAAUCCCUGCCAAAUGGGGUUCCCCAAGAAUCAAAUUCUAAUAUAAUUACAAUUGAUGUGGGUGGUCAGAUUUUUCAAACCACAAAACAAACCCUGAUUUUAGCCGGCUCAAAAUCUUUGUUAUCCAAGAUUGCCAAUUCUGAUAAUGCAAUCCCUUUUAUUGAUAGAGACCCUGAACUUUUUUCAAUUAUACUUUCCCUCCUUAGAACUGGGAAUCUUCCCUCAAAAGCUAGAUCUUUUGAUAUUCAGGACCUGAUUUUUGAGGCUCAAUUUUAUGGAAUUGAAAACCUAUUAGUAAAUUCCCAAUCAAACCCUUCUCAAUUUGAUGCAUUUAACCUCGAAAAAUCAUUGGUUUUACCUAUGAGUGGCCGGGAUUCGCCAUCAGCUAUCUCGACUACAGAGUAUGAAUCACUUCAUGUUGCUCAUGGUAGUAAAAUCACUUCCUUUGAUUGGUCAUUGCAAAGAAAAUCCACCAUAUUGACUCAGUUCACAGCUAUUGAUUCGUUAUUAGCAUUAUCGGAUAAAGUUGCUGCGGCCGGGGCCACAGACUUUUCAGGGUUACAAAUUAUCGAUCUUGAUAAUGGUUUUGUUAAACAGACGUUGAAUUGGGAGAAUGUCACAAGGUCUGGUUCUACAGUGCAAGCCAUUGGGGUGUCGCCCGAGUACUUAUUCACAAGCUUUGAAUCUGUCCGAAGAAAUUCAAAUUGCAUCAUGUUAUAUGAUCGUAAUGAUAGUUUUCGAUCAGUAACCAAGAUAGGUCAUUAUGAAAUUUUCGGCGCUGAUUUGGAUUCUGCGAUUCCGGCCACUAAACUGCAGUGGGUUUCUAGUCAUAAUCUGUUGAUGGCCUCGGGUUCUCACAGUGGACCUUCUGGUGUACUAGGCAAUAUAAGGUUUUGGGACAUAAGGUCAAGGAAUGUAG